CAUUUGAAAUCCUUGGCGGCGUACAGAGCACUGUUUUUGUUGAGGAAGGAACCGUGAGAGUACAGAAAGCUUGUUUUAAACCAUCUCUUCGUUCGGAGGGUUUACAAUACAGUGCGUUAUAAUUGUGUGGAAUUCAAAUUAUGCAGAACAAGGAGAAUCGAGUGCCAGCAGCGCUUGUUGCAGGACCUCAGCGUGUGGAGAUUAGUCAUGCUUCAGACAGCUCAAAUAAGAAUGUCAUCACUGGUCCAGGAAGAGUGCAAGCUAGUGCCUCCUCUCAAAAGAGGACAACCAUAAAAGAUUUUGAUAUUGGUCGUCCACUUGGCAAAGGGAAGUUUGGCAAUGUAUAUUUGGCACGUGAGAAAAAGCUUAAGGUCAUUGUGGCUCUGAAAGUGCUUUUCAAGUCUCAGAUGGAAAAGGAGGGAGUAGAACAUCAACUGAGAAGAGAGAUUGAGAUCCAGUCGCACCUCAGGCAUCCCAAUAUUCUCCGUUUCUACAACUACUUCCACGAUGCCACACGAGUGUUCCUGGUCCUGGAGUAUGCUCCAAGGGGUGAAAUGUAUAAGGAACUGCAGCGCUGUGGACGGUUCGAUGACCAGCGCACAGCCACGUACAUGGAGGAGCUGGCCGAUGCCUUACAGUACUGCCAUGAAAAGAAGGUGAUUCACCGUGACAUCAAACCAGAGAACCUCCUGCUGGGUUUCAGGGGAGAGCUGAAGAUUGCUGACUUUGGCUGGUCUGUCCAUGCUCCCUCUUUGCGACGUCGUACUAUGUGCGGAACCCUGGACUACCUGCCCCCUGAGAUGGUGGAGGGCCACUCCCACGAUGAGAAGGUGGACUUGUGGUGUAUUGGGGUUCUGUGUUAUGAGUGCCUUGUUGGGAACCCUCCAUUUGAGUCUGCUAGCCACUCGGAAACCUACAAAAGGAUCACAAAGGUUGAUCUGCAGUUUCCCAAGAUUGUGUCUGACGGGGCUCGGGACCUGAUCUCGAAACUCCUUCGCCACAGCCCCAUGAUGCGUCUGCCCCUGAAGAAUGUAAUAGGUCACCCAUGGGUGCGGGCAAACUCCAGACGGGUACUACCUCCUGUUUGCAACCCUCGAGUGGAGGGUGUCUGAAUUUGGGGUGGGGUUUGGGAGACUUUUAUUAUUUUAUCUCAUUUAAAUACCCUGGUCUGUGCUGUAUUAUAUGACUUUGAUUCUAGCCUCUGAAUAUAAGUGGAUAAAUACUUCCAAGAUUCAGCUGCUGAGAGCUGCCCAGGGUUAUUUCUUGGCCUCAAGAAGUAUAUGGUGGUUUACCUUUGCCAGAUUGUUAUGCUGGUGGAGGCAUCUUUUUAAGAUUGUUUGCUCUUAACUCCUUCAUUAUUGUCUUUAGUUAUUUUGUUUUUAUUAUAUUGUGGUUAAAGUAAAUAUCCUAUUGUAGUAUUACACUGCAGUGUAAAUAUUUUUUUUUAAUCCAAAACCUUGUACAACAUGUCACUCAGAAUUUCUGUUGUUAAAGUGUGGGGGUGGUUGUGUACGUCUGUGUCAUAUUUACGUGUGCUGUCUGUGAAUUCAUGUUUCAAUAAAAUGAAACGUCUCACCUAAA
Messenger RNA from Sardina pilchardus (European sardine), 1581 nucleotides. It is a transcript of the gene aurkb, whose product is annotated as aurora kinase B. Bases 141 to 1112 code for a protein of 323 amino acids. Gene Ontology annotation, cellular component: kinetochore; chromosome passenger complex; spindle midzone. Lineage: Eukaryota; Metazoa; Chordata; Actinopteri; Clupeiformes; Clupeidae. Gene Ontology annotation, molecular function: ATP binding; protein kinase activity. The transcript has 9 exons. Gene Ontology annotation, biological process: protein phosphorylation; regulation of cytokinesis; mitotic spindle organization. The record is from RefSeq and is a predicted model, not a curated record.